Messenger RNA from Protobothrops mucrosquamatus (brown spotted pit viper), 1047 nucleotides. RefSeq names its product N-terminal EF-hand calcium binding protein 1 (gene NECAB1). Bases 1 to 1047 code for a protein of 348 amino acids. Gene Ontology annotation, cellular component: cytoplasm. Lineage: Eukaryota; Metazoa; Chordata; Lepidosauria; Squamata; Viperidae. Gene Ontology annotation, molecular function: calcium ion binding. Gene Ontology annotation, biological process: regulation of amyloid precursor protein biosynthetic process. The record is from RefSeq and is a predicted model, not a curated record. The transcript is spliced from 13 exons.
AUGGAUGGCGCUGAGAACCCGGACGCAGCUCCUGCCUCCUCUUCCCCCGAGGAGCUCCGCUCUGCCCUGACCCUGACCAAGGGGCUCUCCAUCUUCCUGGAUAUUCUGAGAAGAGCAGAUAAAAAUGAUGAUGGCAAAUUGUCCUUUGAUGAAUUUAAGACUUACUUUGCGGAUGGAAUUCUGAGCAUAGAGGAGCUUCACCAGCUGUUUCAGAAGAUUGACAUACACAAUACAGACAACUUGGAAACUGAAGAACUAUUUGAAUAUUUUUCCCAGCAUCUGGGAGCUUAUGAAAGCGUCCUAUCUGCUUUGGAAGAUCUCAAUGUAGCCAUACUGAAGGCAAUGGAUACUACAAAGAAAAAUUAUCAAGAGGCUUCUAAGUUGGAACAGUUUGUGACUCACUUCUUGUUAAAAGAAACUCUGAAUCAACUACAGUCUCUGCAUAAUUCCCUGGAAUGUGCCAUGGAAACCACAGAAGAACAAACCCAACAAGAGCAGCAAGUCCCAAAGAAGCCAGAGGUGCUCAAGAUACAACACCCAGGAAGACGUUCAGGUCGAAGGCUCCAGAGAAAUAAUAGUUUUUCUCCAGUUAGUCCUCUUUUGAACCCAGGUUUGCACAAGGAGGACAACCACUGGAUGACCCAAAUAAACAGACUUCAGAAGCUGAUUGACAAGCUAGAACAGAAGGACCUAAAGCUCGAGCCACUAGAAGAGGAGGUUUCAGAAGGAAAUACUAAAUCUCAAAUAAUGAUUGUUCAACGUCAGAUGUCAGUAAUUACAGAAGAACUAGAGCCAUUCCGCUUUGCUCUAAAGCAGUAUGUAGAUAUGGCUUCUUCUCAGGAUGGAUGUCUGCAUGUUUCCAUCCAGAAACUUUCAGGCAAAUCCUGUUUCAUUGUUUAUGAAUUUUGGGAAAAUAACGCCUGGAACAGCCAUCUUCAGAUGAAUUACAGCAAGUCAUUCCAAAGAAGUAAUGUAGAUUGCCUGGAGACUCCAGAACACAUUACAACUAUGCUUGUUCCUGCUUCUUGGUGCAACCUGAACAACUAG